AAGCCUCUUCUUUCCCAGCAGGGUUUUUGCUUACAUUGGUCUUUAGAUCUCAGCAGAAGAAAGUUGUAUAUUUAUGUGAGCACUACAUGUAGGUGGAAAGAACAGACCCAGCAAGGCUUUUGCAUGGACUUUUAUUCGUUUGUGGCUAAAUUCUGCAGAAUAAUUCAUCUGGAACUGUGUGUUCAUGAGGUCCUCCUGCUUUUUCAUUUGCCGAUGGAUGAAAGGAAACACAUGGUAACGUUAUCAAGACGCCUGUGCAGGACCUGAGCCUGUCUGAGAGCCAGUUCAAGGUGUCGGGAGCUUGCCGAAACGUAGCAUCUUCUACUGGUUAACAUGGGAAUGGCCAGCUCUGCUUCUCUCCAGGACUUGUAUCUCCAGCAAGCAAGCGCAUUAAGAGAGUAGGACGACUUGACUUGGCUCGUACCACAGAGGGGCCACUGGUGGUGGUGGUGACAUCUCCACAAUUUGUCUCCAGAGAUGCUCCAUGGACUGAUGACACAGUCCAGUUGACUGAUCUAAAGUGCACACAGCUUGAGAGAUACUUACUACAAGGGAGCAGUGUUGGAGUGUCAGCUCUUGGGAUAUGGAUCUGCUUAGAGUGAUGGUGGCUUUGCUCUGGGGCUUUUGCUGCCUUGUGCAAGGUUUAGGGGAAAGCCAUGUCCAUUCCAGUUUUAUUUACAGAAGACUGAGGAAUCAUGAGCGAAAGGAGAUCCAAAGAGAGAUCCUCUCCAUCCUUGGCUUGCCACAUAGACCCAGGCCAUUCUCACCUGGCAAGCAGGCUUCUUCUGCACCUCUCUUCAUGCUGGACCUCUACAAUGUCAUGGCUAAUGAAGAAGAACAUGACAUGAUGGGGUAUACCUUGAGUGGAUCUAUGAUGGAGAGCAGGGGACUGAGAAAAGGUUACCCAACAGUAGCUAAUGGUUAUUCUCGGAAAGCCCAAGCUUAUCGCACAGCCCCACUGACCACCCAAAGCCCACCUUUGGCCAGUCUACAUGACACCAACUUCCUCAAUGAUGCUGAUAUGGUCAUGAGCUUUGUCAACCUUGUUGAAAGAGACAAGGACUUUUCACACCACCGAAGGCACUACAAGGAAUUCCGAUUUGACCUCACUCAAAUCCCACGUGGGGAAGCCGUCACAGCAGCAGAAUUUCGCAUCUACAAGGAUCGGAGCAACAAUCGUUUUGGGAAUGAAACUUUAAAGAUUAGUAUUUAUCAAAUCAUCAAGGAAUAUACAAAUAGAGAUGCAGACCUCUUUUUGUUAGAUACUCAGAGAGUACCUGCCUUUGAAGUUGGUUGGCUGGUGUUUGAUAUUACAGUGACCAGUAACCACUGGGUGAUUAAUCCACAGAACAAUCUGGGGUUACAACUGUGUGUUGAAACAUCAGAUGGCCGAAGUGUCAAUGUUAAGUCAGUUGGCCUUAUUGGAAGACAUGGACCCCAGUCAAAGCAACCUUUUCUAGUAGCUUUCUUUAAAGCAAGUGAGGUUUUGCUGCGCUCAGUUAGGGCUGCAAACACAAAAAGGAAAAAGCAAGACAAGAACAAAUCUUCAUCACAGCAAGAUGCAUCUAAAAUGCCUAGUAUUACAGAUUACAACACUAGUGAGCAGAAGCAGGCUUGUAAAAAGCAUGAGCUAUACGUCAGUUUUCGUGACUUGGGAUGGCAGGAUUGGAUAAUAGCUCCAGAGGGAUAUGCAGCCUUUUAUUGUGAUGGAGAAUGUUCUUUUCCUCUCAAUGCUCAUAUGAAUGCCACUAAUCAUGCCAUAGUACAAACUCUGGUCCAUUUGAUGUUUCCUGAACAUGUCCCCAAGCCAUGCUGUGCACCUACAAAACUAAAUGCCAUAUCUGUGCUUUACUUUGAUGACAGCUCCAAUGUUAUUUUAAAAAAGUAUAGAAAUAUGGUUGUCAGGUCUUGUGGAUGUCAUUAAAAGUAGUUUUUGACUAUAGAAUUUCGAGUUACAUCAUUACAGGCAAUGAACUGGUUAGGAUAUAAACCACAUUUCAAAUAUACAGUACAUCUCAAUAUACAUUUAUAUGUACAGUGUUAUGUAUAUAUUAGAAUUUUGUAAUUUAUUUUUUCAGUAAUGCUUUAUUAGAAAAUGCACCCUUGUGACAGAAUGCCUUAUGAACACAUUCAUUUUAAUAUUAAACUCUUAAGUUAAAUCACUCCAGAUUAACCACCUAUUACCAGAACAACUGUUUGUGUUUACAUGUACACAUAGAAAAACUUGUAAUUACUGUAUUUAAUAACUGCAAAAUGUGGUAAAUUAACCAUGCCAUGCAACUUUUCAUGUAGUAUUUAUUUAGAAAAUAACAUAUGAUGUUAAUCCACCCAUUGCUCAUCAACAACAAUAAAAAAUGUCAUGGUGUA
This is a messenger RNA of Rana temporaria (common frog), 2367 nucleotides long. RefSeq names its product bone morphogenetic protein 5 (gene BMP5). Lineage: Eukaryota; Metazoa; Chordata; Amphibia; Anura; Ranidae. Bases 584 to 1924 code for a protein of 446 amino acids. Gene Ontology annotation, cellular component: extracellular region. The record is from RefSeq and is a predicted model, not a curated record. Gene Ontology annotation, biological process: SMAD protein signal transduction. The transcript is spliced from 7 exons. Gene Ontology annotation, molecular function: cytokine activity; growth factor activity.